Messenger RNA from Colletotrichum destructivum, 1799 nucleotides. RefSeq names its product Putative isoprenoid synthase domain superfamily, terpene cyclase-like 2. The coding region runs from base 300 to 1529 and encodes 409 amino acids. The record is from RefSeq and is a predicted model, not a curated record. The transcript has 7 exons. Lineage: Eukaryota; Fungi; Ascomycota; Sordariomycetes; Glomerellales; Glomerellaceae.
GUAGGAUAUAAAGGAUCUGGAGGGCCCGUCCCUCCUUCCCGUUGGGCUUUUAUUUAUUUAUCGGGAUGACCUCUCGUCGUAUUCAUCCCAUGCAUAUGUUUUCUUGCCGCUUCCAUGCAGUACCCCCUCUCUCCCCAGACGGCUCUCACUUGUCUGAGGGUGUCUCCAACCAAUAACAGAGACCUAGCUUCCUUCCUGCCUCUCCUUUUCUCGGACUGAAGAGGGCAAGAAGAAAAUUCAGGUUCGGUUCGUCUCGUUGUUCGCAUAACCCAAGUCUGGAUGAACCAUCCCACGCCAAGAUGUGCCUCGACAAACGGCCUCUCUACCCUGACCUCCCCGACCGAGCCAGCCCGCAAAAAGCAGAUAUGGCGAACACGACCGCGGAUGCGAUGGACCCAAAGACUAUAGAGACUCAGACCAUGAUCACAGCCUUGAAAGGAACGGUCAUUCGGGUCCCAAACCUCUACGGCAUUCUCAAGGGGUGGCCAGUGAAGGCUAACAUCAACUACAAGCGUCUCAUUCCCGUCAUCGAAAAUACUUUUGACAGGUAUUUCCUACAAACUGUUUAUUUGGAGAAAUUAAGACUAACGUCUUAUUGUAAAAUAAGACUCGUCAAGCCGUCUAAGCUGCGGGAGAAGUACCGGAAGGCCAAUUAUGCCCGCUUCGUCAGUCUGUACUACCCUCAUCCUGAAUGGGACCAAGUUCGGAUCCUGGCGCUUUACAUCAUUUGGUUGUUCUGCUGGGACGACGCCAUCGAUCAGCAGGGAACCAGUGACUUGAGCAACGACAUCCUCCACGCCAAGGCUCAUCGAGACAACACCAUCAAAGUGCUUGAGCAUUCCCUUGGCCUUGCCCCUCCCAAGACCAAAUUAAGCUUUGAGCUUCAAAAUGCCAAUCCCGAGUUGAAGGUGAUUGGAGACAAGCUACAGAUGGCCUACUCUCUUGAACAGAGACAGACAUUCAUGACUCAGAUGCGGCGCUAUAUCGACAACUGCCACGAGGAACAGAAAAUGCGUCUCCAGGGCACACUUCCUGACAUUGAGUCGUAUUCCGACCUUCGACAUGGCACGGCUGCGGUCUGGACUCUGUGCGCUCUGAUCGAGUAUGGUCUAUCGGACAACAUUCCAAAGGAUAUCCGGCGCAUGGGGCAGAUGCAAACCAUAUGGUCAGAGACAAGCAGGGCCAUUUGGAUCACAAAUGACAUUCUUUCUCUCCGGAAAGAGAUUCCUAAGGAAGGCAGCGAGAGCAUUGUGAAUGCCAUCCCCAUACUUAUGCAGCACAAGGGUAUAUCCCCUCAGCAGGCUGUCGAUGACCUCCUUGCUGAGCUGGCUACCUCAGUGACGGUCUUUGAGGAGGCAGCUGGUAUUUUAGAGGAGUCGGCUGGCAAGGGGGGGCAGGAGUUGAUGAAGACCUACUGCGAUGCAUGUCGUUGCAUGGUCACUGGAUCCAUCCAGUUCACAUUGGAAUCUUCCCGCUACAAAUUGGAGGGCUGCUUGAAUGAGGACGGUUCUUUGGACAUUUUGCUUUGAUGCAUAAAAUGGCGUUAGGACUUGACAAAGGCAUGGAUGGGUACGCAGGAAGGCGUUGGACAGUUACCCCUGAACAACGCUUGCUUUACCAAUUGGGCUUCAUAUCAGGGGUUUGCCCUGUUGAUGAAAGCAAACGGUCGCCAUGUAAUAAUGGAUAACAAACAAAUGCACACUGAACCGAGGCAGCUGCAGCCGGUUAUCAGCGGAGGUGAGAUAUCUUGCUAGUCCAAAGAAAACAGGGUGGUGGCUUCUGCCCUACAGAGGUUGCAU